Molecule: messenger RNA, 773 nt
Organism: Hyalella azteca
Lineage: Eukaryota; Metazoa; Arthropoda; Malacostraca; Amphipoda; Hyalellidae
Exons: 5
Coding region: 1-702 (233 amino acids)
Source: RefSeq, a predicted model, not a curated record
AUGUUGUUGCGAGUCCACGUGAUCGCGUGGCUCGCCAUGGGACGGCUGGUCUGCUGGUCAGAAGCUGUCAAGGUAGACACGCUCUUCCAGCGCAUCUACGAAACAUGCAAGAACCCAGGGCCGCAGGAGAAGGUUGCCAGUCUGACACACUGCUCAGCCAAGUGCAACGCUGCCAAGCAGGAGUGCCUGGGGUUCUGCUACUCACGGUCGACCAAGCUCUGUGUGCUGCACAAACCAUAUUCCCUGUACAGCUCAAACCACAUCGAUGUAGUGAUGACAUACAUCUACCACUCCGGCGGCCUCCCUCACGCCAUCGCCUAUUCCAACUGUAGAGCCUGGGGCGGCUACCUCGCAGUGCCGGCCAACUGGAAUGAGGCGUACAAUAUUCGUUCUGUCUCGAACUGGGCUGAAAAUUUAUGGCUCGGGCUUGAUGCCAUCGAUCGCAACGGACAAGUGGUCACCUCCGGCCCUUAUUCGGACUACGGAGGCCAGUCAGUGAGGUACUUGGAUUGGAAGUCAGAGCAGCCUGACAAUUUGCAGCGCCAUGAACAAUGCUUGGAAAUUUGGGCUGGUUACUUCAACGAUGCAAGUUGUGAUCUUGCACGACCGUAUGUCUGCCAGUCUUGCGCACCGUACAGCCGUGUUUCCCUGCCUGAUUCAUCCUACCCUUCUGACUACAAGUGCUAUCGAAAAAUUCGAUAAUAAACGCGUUAGCAUCGAUUGUGAAUGUGCGGUAAUUUUGAAGUAAAUGUGCUGAACGCCUAAUCAAGAUU